Messenger RNA from Nezara viridula (southern green stink bug), 480 nucleotides. NCBI's taxonomy places the organism in Eukaryota, Metazoa, Arthropoda, Insecta, Hemiptera, Pentatomidae. The record is from the annotation of a GenBank genome assembly.
AUGGAAAUGCCAAAGUGGAUAGCCUUCCACGACAGCAGGUCCUCAGCCACACUCCGCCACUUUCUACCGAAGAACUCCGACCUUCGGAGGAAAGUCAAUCAGGGACCGAUCGGUUCUUCCAAUCAAAGCACACCUGUGUACACUCCACACGCUGGUCCUGGAUCUGUUGCCAAGACCUCAUUGAGCGGUAUUAGCGAAGAUGAUGGCGAACCGGAAGCGGAUUUGCCAAAAGCUGCGUCAUCUGCUAAGUUUACUCGCGACCUCCUUCAACAUUUGGCAGCCAUAGCCUCUCCCGCUUGGCGGGAACAUCCGCUCUCAGUCGGCCUCUAGCUCGACGGUUUUGCUGAACAAGCGAAUCCGAUUACUACUUUCCGGCGACUCGCUGCCAACGACAAGACAACCUUCGUUGGGAGCGGCGCCAACCCUAUCAGCUAUCCGCCCUGUCGAGGAGUGGUGAAUCACCCCGAGCCUCCACGAUGA